Messenger RNA from Labrus bergylta (ballan wrasse), 1761 nucleotides. RefSeq names its product interferon-induced protein 35 (gene ifi35). NCBI's taxonomy places the organism in Eukaryota, Metazoa, Chordata, Actinopteri, Labriformes, Labridae. Gene Ontology annotation, cellular component: nucleus. The record is from RefSeq and is a predicted model, not a curated record.
UGAAAGAAUAAAUGUGGCUUCAGCUGAAGUCGUCGUUAGGAGGAAAACAUUUAAAACACUUGUGAAAUCUGAAAUACUUUCAGAUUAGUUGGACGUCAGAAUGUCUUCAGAAGAGGAUUUCUCCCUGGUGUUGGAGGACACACAGCCAUCCGAGGACAGUCUGGAGGGAAUCAAGGCCAUGAUCGCCAAAUACAAGAAACAACACGAGGAGCUGCUGAACGAACAGAAGCACAUCGCCGACAGCAGAGACGACAUGCGGGGGCGCACUCAACAGUUCAGGGACCGCACAAUAAAACUGACAGAGAGUCUGAAGAGAGACAAGGACGACUAUGAAGAUCAGAUCGCUAACGAGAAGGCUAAGCUAGCGUCACUAAGGGAGGAGGAGGUCAAGCUGAUAGAGCAGCUGGAGAAAAUGGAUGCAGCCCUGAAGGAAGAGAAGGCCGAACACGACCUUCUGAAAGAGGAGACUGAGGUGUUCACCGCUGUACCAGAGAGGAGAGUCGUCUUCAAAGGAGCGACGGGGAAGGUGGACGAGUCCCAGUUUGAGAUGGAGUCGAGCAUAGUUUACCCGAUGGACGGCGGGACGGCUCUGAUUACGUUCGACGAAGAAGUUGUCGCCAAGAAGAUCCUGAGCUCGAGUACUCAUCAGGUCCAACUGGGUGAAGAGUGCAGAAUCACGGUGGAGGCCCGGCCCGUUCGGCUCAUGAUGCCCAGUCUGGUGGAGAUCGAGUCCAAGCCGUGUCCUAGACGCAUAUUAAUCUCCAACCUGCCCAAGAUGGACACUGAAUUUCUGCUGAACAAGCUGGAGAUCCACUUCUCCAAGACCAAGAACGGAGGCGGAGAGGUGGAGGACCGCGAAUUUCUGCCCGACUCUGGGACUGUGGUCCUCACCUUUCUGUCCGAAAAAUUUGCCAGAGGUUUGGUCGACAAGGAGUACCAUGAAGUGAAUCUACUUCCAGACAAGAAGAGUCACAGAGUGAGGGUCACCCCGUUUCUCAACGGAAAUGUUACAAACUUAAAGACUAAGAUGUUGAUGUGUCCUCGGACGCUGCUGCUGACGGGAAUUCCCGCCGUCAUGGAAACAGACACCCUGCAGGACCUGCUGGAAAUCCACUUCCAGAAAAGCAGCAACGGUGGAGGAGAAAUCACGGCCUUCCUCUACAACCCGCUGGGCCAGAAGACCUCGGCCCUGUUUAAGAGCGUGGCAGAAAAAAAAGAGGAGGAGUAGACUAUAGUGUAGCACUAGCCUAUGACCAGUCCACUCAGGUUAACGACAUUAUUAAGUACAAGUAUUGACUGGAGCCACCGCCUUAAAAAGUCAGUUUAAUUCUCUUUUUGGAUCCAAGUAAGAAUCCAGCACAGACCGUCUGUCAGGAUGGUUGUCAGAAGAAAUUGUGUUUGGUGGGUGUUUUUAACUUUUUGUCUGAAAAUAUAUAUUAUAUAUCAAUGCUCUUCAUCAUUUGACAGUCUUUAAAUCGUCAUCGUCAUCAUCCUCUUUGUAUUAUAUAUUAAUGGUGGCAGUAGCUCAGUCUGUAGGGACUUGGGUUUGGAACUGGAGGGUCGCUGGCUCAAGAUGAACAUGUGUGUUCAACAACAGUGUCAAAAUUGAAUCUUUGAAUGGUAUUAUUAUUAUUAUUUAAUCACAAGUAACUAAUGAAUCCAUACUGUUAGCACACAGCAUAUAUAACUGUUUCAGCUUGUACUUCAUGGAAGUGUAAAAGGUUUUUUCCUUCAGUGUGAUUAAAUAGUGAAGAUGAUAAA